AUGGGAUGGCGAAACCUUGUCCUCCUGACCAUGGCUCUGCACCAGGAGGGGCAGCUCCUUCACGUUUCCCCCGACGCCCAUGGCAGCGAGCAUACAAGGCCGACGGACUUGACCUCUCUCUUGCAGAACAAGAUGCCUGCUGAGCUCGUCUGCGGUCGCAACUUCACCAUGAUCAGGACUGAGGACGGCCAGGUGUUGGGCUGCGGAGAGAACCAUUGCGGCCAGCUCGGCAUCGGGACAUCCAACACGAUCGAGGACCGCCCCGACGCGUUCGGAGCUAACACAGGAUGCGGAGACAGGAGGGAAAGACCGGCCUUGGUCUCCCUCCUGCUCAACAGAACUGUCCUACAGAUUGCCUGCGGCGACUUCCACACGCUCCUGCUGGUGCAGGAGCAGAGCACAGCGGUGUUUGCGUGCGGGAGCAACCUCGAUGGCGAGCUGGGGCUGGGAGGAGGAGAGCUGGGAUACAGGAGGACGUGCAGGCAUCAGACGGAGCCAGCAGCGAUCAGGAGCCUGGCAGGGAAGGGAGCCGUGAGGGUGAGCUGUGGUGGGAGCUCAAGCUUUGCGGUGACAGAGGAGCGGGUGGUGUUCUCCUGGGGGAGGAACGACUUCGGCCAGCUCGGGCUGGGGCAUCAGCAGAAUGUCAGCUCGCCGCAUGUCAUGCCGUGGCUGCCCAAGGGGGAGGAGUGCGAGGAGGUUUUCGUGGUGGGAAAGAAUGCUGGGGGCCUGCUGGGGACGGGGAUCAGAGGAGGCCCCCCUGCCUGGCCUGUCCCGCAGCUCGUGGAGCCCCUGCUGGACAAGCAUGUGACAGACAUCCAGUGCGGAGUAUGCCACAGUGUCGCGAUAGGGAGGAGCGAGAAGACGGGGAGAAGAUGCUUGUUUGCGUGGGGAUGCAACUCUCAUGGGCAGCUGGGAAUGCCCGACGUGGCGAUCGGGGAGGAGGUGUACCGAGCGAGGGAGGUAGAGGGCAUGCGCAGGGAGCAGGAGCAGGAGCAGGAGCAGGAGCAGGAAAUCGUUUCCUUUGCCUGCGGGGACCACCACACCAUCGCUAUCACAUCCAGCGGGAAGGUGCUGGCGUGGGGUGACAACCGGUACGGUCAGCUGGGGUUGGACUCGUCGACUUCUCACAAGCUGGGGGACACGGUGGUGACUAGUUAUGACCCCGUGCUGCACCCGAGGGAGCUGGAAAGUGCCUGGGAGGAGGAGGAGGAAGAGGGUGGAGAGGAGGAGGAGGAGGAGGAUGGCGAGGAGGAGGAGGACGCUGGCAGGAAGGAGGAGCGGCGGGUCGAGUUGCGUGUGUGGGCCGGGGGGGCUCACUCAUUGGUCCUCAUAAGGCGAAACUGA
Molecule: messenger RNA, 1344 nt
Organism: Guillardia theta CCMP2712
Lineage: Eukaryota; Cryptophyceae; Pyrenomonadales; Geminigeraceae
Exons: 6
Coding region: 1-1344 (447 amino acids)
Source: RefSeq, a predicted model, not a curated record